CUCAAGGCGGUGUCAGUUGACGACGACUGGAAUAUCGUCUUGGAGAUGGAGGUAGAUGACGAACUGUGUAACCCGAUGGGGAAUUUGCAUGGUGGGGCGAUGGCGCUGAUUGUUGAUGUUUGUACGAGUUUUAGUGGGAUGGGGAGGGGAAUCGGUAUAGCGGUAUCGAGGAAUUUGUCCGUGAGCUACCUCCGACCAGCACCGAGUGGGUGUAAGAUUCAAAUUGAGACGGAGGUGGUGAGUAUCAGUAAACGGAUGACGCUGUAUCGAUGUACAAUCAGGGAUGCAGAGACGAAGAAGAUCAUUGCGAUUGGGGAGCAUGACAAAGCAAUU
Messenger RNA from Saitoella complicata NRRL Y-17804, 333 nucleotides. RefSeq names its product Thioesterase/thiol ester dehydrase-isomerase. NCBI's taxonomy places the organism in Eukaryota, Fungi, Ascomycota, Saitoellomycetes, Saitoellales, Saitoellaceae. The record is from RefSeq and is a predicted model, not a curated record. The annotation marks the transcript as partial. Gene Ontology annotation, molecular function: fatty acyl-CoA hydrolase activity. The transcript is spliced from 2 exons.